AUGUCGAUACGACCUGUGAACAUCGAUGAAUUUACAGAAACUUCUUUUGAAGACCUUGAAGCCACUGUCAGUCCUGUAAAUUGGCCUGGGUCCAACAGACAACAGCAGUUAUCAUCGACAUCGUCACCUUUGAAGAACACUGGAGGACCCCUGUCAACAGCCAGCUCUGAAAGUACCACCUUUUCAAACAAUAAUAAGCGUUAUUCUACUCAUACAGAAAGUGACGAGGAUGGAAGUGCAUUUUUGGACGAUUUUGAGGAGUUCCAAGGCAAAAACAGAGAUGAAGAGCUACUGAAGCGACAUUUUGUCCAACCGGGCCUCGACAACUACGAUAUCAGAGAGAGAGAUGGUUUCAAAGAUGAGGGCGAGGACGAGGACGAGGACGAAGAUGAGCUUCAGGCUUUGACGCAGAGAUUCGCUCAACACAUGCAACCCAGCAAAAAAAACAGAAACCUGAGGGGAAUCACCAGAACCCGACAUCCCUUUGGUUUGCCGUCUAAUAAACAUCCACAAUCAAUGCUAAACCUACGAGGACCCUCUAAGGACCGCAAAUCCUCGAGCGGCCAGCCCCACGAACUCGCAAACAGCAGGUCUGCGUCGAGUUUGAGGGCAGCGGGCCGACUCCAUUCCAAAGGAAUCCAGUAUAAAAAGUCCAUGCCUGUCCUUUCUAGAUACGACGUGAUACGCGAGGAGGAUAAUGAUCGAGAUGACUACGACGACGCAUUUGAAGACGACCUGAAGUUCGAAAAGAGUCUUCUGCAACCUCAGUUUCUCUCGGACGACGAGGACAAAUCGCCACUGAACUUGUCUCCUUCCCAAUACACUGUGACCGCGGAUGAUUCCCUGUUGACCCCUCAGCUGCAAAAGAGGCAUCUCGAAUGGAUCAGGCCUAGUCAACUGGCCAUGUUUAGAGAGCCUCAGCGGCACUCCAAAACGAAGAAACGACUGUCCGCAAACCGAAGACUGAAAACCAUCAAGCAAGAAAUCGACCAUAACACGCCGAUGAAGAAAGGUCGGAUGGUCUACAAUCCAGAGACCCUCACAUGGGAAGGGAACGAGCAGGCACUAUCGAGAUUCCGGGAUGUGGACACUUUUGACAAAAAGGCCAUUGUGAUUAAGGAAAAACCCGAUCUUCCGCCACCACACGAAUCUAAAGCUAGUAAAAGGUCGAACUCCAAGCAGCACGGGAAAGUGGUAGGUCGCAUGAUGUUUGAUCAGGAAAAUCUUCGUUGGAUUAGGAUCGACGGCAAUGAAAAGGAUCCUUUUGGGGAAAUUCCGGACUUCAACCCACGUAUGAAUGGCAAUAACGCUUUCCACAGAGGAGGUGGAGUAGGAGGAGAGCUAUCGUCGAAAAGGUCCCAAAGUCAAUUUGCACCGAGCCGCGAGGGUGGCCGAUUUACAUCUACUGCAACGACAAGAUUUCAUUCUCUGGGCGCAAACCCUUCAUUGCACGACCCGACAUUCAAUGUAGACUCCAAGACACUGGAAAGAUUUUACCACGAGGAAAAUAGGUGGAGCAAGAAAGUCGGGGGUUGGUUUAUACUCCGAGACGCCGAGAUGGACGAAUAUGACGAAAACCAAGGUCUGCCGGAUCCCAAGGGCAACAGCUACAUGUACGAGAUAAGAAACAUGGUAAUAAGUUCAGCACGAAAUUAG
This is a messenger RNA of Lachancea meyersii CBS 8951, 1656 nucleotides long. The record is from the annotation of a GenBank genome assembly. NCBI's taxonomy places the organism in Eukaryota, Fungi, Ascomycota, Saccharomycetes, Saccharomycetales, Saccharomycetaceae.